GCCGAGCCCUCCGAAGAAGCCUGCACGUCUCUCCCUAUUGGCUGACUAGGGGCUCGUGACCCGCUGUUCCAACGGCCGCCCGCGACUGGGGUCCCCCCUCCCCCUCCAACUCCUUUUCGCCGCCUCAUUGAGCGUCAGCGGCGCGGGCCGAGGCCGGUGUGGAGAAAUGGCAAAGAGAAUUGCAGAGAAGGAGUUGACAGACAGGAAUUGGGAUCAAGAGGAUGAAGCUGAGGAGGUGGGAACUUUUUCAAUAGCUAGUGAAGAAGUCCUGAAGAACAGAGCUAUUAAGAAAGCAAAGCGCCGAAAUGUUGCGUCUGAGUCUGAAAGUGGAGGAGCUUUUAAAGGGUUUAAAGGUUUCAUUAUACCUUCUGCAAAAGGAGGAGGUGGCUUCACUGGAUUCGGUAAUGGUACAGGAUUAAAGCCUUUAGAAGGGCUAUCUAAUGGAAGCAGUGGCAUUUCUAAUACUCCACCUUUCAUCAGUUUAAAGACAACUUCUGAAACCCAGUCUGUAUUUGGGUCUGCUACAUCCAAUGGUCCAACUGCUACUGGCUUGGUUGAGAAAAAGACUGCAAGUCCAAAAGCUAAUGGUGGCAGUCAGCAGUCAUCUGGUUACCCUCAGAGUAAAAUGUGCAGCUGUAGUCUUUAUUAUGAACAUUUAACUGCACUAAACUGUUCUGUGCGUGACUGGAUAGUAAAGCAUGUGAACACAAAUCCACUGUGUGAUCUGACACCUAUCUUUAGAGACUAUGAGAAAUAUUUAGCAAACAUUGAACAACAGUAUGGAAGCAGUAGUGAUAGUGGUUCUGAGAAUGAAAAUAACAAGACAGCACCUGGAACUCUGUCUGUUUCUACAUUUGGGACUUCAAAACUUCAGCAAGGAUCAACAUUUUUGUUUAAUAGCAACAAAACUGAGGAUACAUCAGACAAGAAAAUGGAAUCUGUGUCAGAAAAGAACAGAGAACCAACACCAGGAGUUGCAUCAACCAUCUCAUUUAAUUUUGGCAAGAAAGUUGACAGUUCUGUUUUGGGUUCUCUUGGUUCCGGAACGCUAAGUAGUUUCUCCUUCUCCCCUGGGAAUUCCCGUCUAUUUGGAAAAGAUACAAGUCAGACAAAGUCUGUUACUCCACUUCCAACCAAUGUAUUGGAGGCUCAGACAGAAAGUGGUAGUAGUGAUGAUAAAGGAGGAGAUGAAGAUGAGGAGGAACCACCCAAAGUAGUUGUUAAUGAAAUAAAGGAAGAUGAUGCUUUCUACUCUAAGAAGUGUAAACUGUUCUACAAAAAAAAUAAUGAAUUUAAAGAAAAGGGCAUAGGAACGCUACACUUGAAGCCUGCAGGAAACGAGAAAACUCAGCUGUUAGUGCGAGCAGAUACCAAUUUAGGCAACAUACUCUUGAAUGUUUUGAUUCCACCCAAGAUGCCAUGCACGAGAACAGGAAAAAACAACGUUCUUAUUGUCUGUGUUCCCAAUCCACCAGUUGAUGAGAAGAACCCCACUGUCCCCAUCACUAUGUUAAUAAGAGUGAAAACAAGUGAAGAUGCAGAUGAGUUGCACAAAAUCUUACUGGAGAAAAAGGAGGCAAGUGUUAUGGUCAAGUGAUCUCAAGAAUUUUUGCCAAACUGCUGCUGCUCUUUUUUUUUUCCUCAACUUUGUUAGAAUACUUAACUUUCUACUCUGACAUUCUAAGAACUAUCAUAGGAAUUCUGGAAGGUUUUGUGGGGAAAGCUAAAAUGGCUAAUAAACAUUUUAAUAGAACAUGUGUCAAUCUGUCCUCCCUCCCUUUUGAAAUACCUAAAUGCAUGAACUUUAUCUGAACAAAAUGUACAUGCUUAAAUUAGAUCAUUUCUUUGUAACACUGAGCAAAAGUGACUGCUGAAUGGACUACAAUCAGGAAAAGUGUGGUACCAGACAUUUCUUGUAGAUAGAUUUUACAGUGCAAUGCAGUAACCUCCUGUUCUUGAAAAGGGAGGAGGUUAAUUUAACUCAUAAAACUAUAUUUCUAGCCUGAAUAGAAUUUUUUUAAUAUAAAAUUGGUGUCAACUUUCCAGUAAAAAGUCUAAACUUUCAAACUCUUAACUGAAAUCGUAUCUGAAUAGCAAAGCUAUUGUAGGUUACAGUCUUUAAAUUUGGAAGGACGACUGUUUUUAACAUUCGGAGACUGCAUUUUUCAUUCUUAGAAGAAAAUGAUCUGACUGCUCUCGUUAUUCCUGUUCAUUGGCUGUAGCAUUCCUGGGAAGCAUUGUCAGUUUUGUUGUGCUUCAUUAGGGUGCAAUAGUAUCAGCCGGAAACUGGAGUAGUACAUUCAUUCAAACCACAACUGGCACUACUUGUUGACGGAUCUUAAAGACUAAGAGUAGUGACUCUACUAGUCCCUCUUUCCAUAGGUUACCUGCUCUCCAGUUCAUGUUUCAGAUGCAUUCUGGGGGAGUUGUAUUUCCAUUUCCCAGACUGUACCUGGUCUUUUGAUAAGUCUUGGUGAUCUUAGGAUGUCAUCUUUUAUAAAACUGAAUUUUGAUGCCCCUUGACAUUUUUCUUUCUUGUAAAAGUCUCUGAAUGUGGCCAAGAGCUUCUCUGUUAAACUUGAGUUACAACACUAAUACAUAGCUGAGUCUUCCCAGAUGUAAUAAAGCAGCAAUACACUACUUGCUUAUAUCCAAUAUUGAUAAGUACUGUAGAGAUUAGUUGUAAUUUUAUAGCUCUUGGGACACUCAUUGUCCUGGGCUUGCAGGAAGAUCAAGGUAUGAAGGAUGUGGCUUAUACAGGCUAGAAUUUUUUUAAUUUUAAUUCCAUUGGGGAAAUAUUGGAUCUAAACAGAAUCAGAGAGCUGGCAGGGAUUUAAAGGAUAAUUUUGUCUAAUCCCCUGCAUAAAUGCAGGAUAUGCUGUUCCUAAAACGAUUAGUAGUGCAAGUUAUCGUGGCUUCUUUCUUCACUCUUCCAUCUGUUUGUCAAUGGCUGCUGCCAUCAAUUUUGCAUAAUUUCAAACCUGGUCCCAGCUCAUUGUGACUCUAAAAGGGCUGGGAGGAAAAGAUUUUUUUUCUUUUUUCUAUUUUUUUGAUGUCCCAGAUAUUAGGAGCCCAAGUCUAAAAUCUGUUUUAUGGGAUGCCUUGCCACUAAGUCUGCUUCCAGUUCUGAUUUAUUGGGGAACCCAAUAAGCUAUUGAACAUCUGCCAGGUUGUGGCAGUUUAAACCAUACUCCUGUACACUAUCCAACUGUGUCCUGCUAUGGGAGUGGAGGGCAAACACCACCACCAAUUUGUCCCUUGUGCUGAGAAAAGUGUCUACUACAAGGGUUGGCAACACCUGUCUGGGGUCAUGUGAUCCCAGCGUGUGCUCCAACCAGUGGCGUGAGGUUAGAUUAGAUGAUCUAUUCAGGUCUCUUCUGACCCCUAACUACUACGAAACUAUGAAACAGCUUGGUCCUAAAGCCUGCUAGAGACAGCAGUUGUUAAUGUAUUGUGCCACUAGAUGGUGCAUUUCUUCAGGGCAGAUGGUCAGCAAUUUCUUAAGCUGUGAGCUAGGAUGACCCUGGCCAGGUCAGGUGCGAAGGCAGAUACUAGGACCCAGUUUCUGCUGCUUCUCCCUCCCCCACCAAAACCAAAUGCUGCUGGAGCUGCACAUGUCUGCAAGCUGCUUCAAAUAGCUCUGCAGGUUGGAUCUAGCCUAUAGGCCACAGGCUGUUGGCCCCUAGUUUAGGGGCUAUGUUUACAUUUACUAUCCUAGUAUACUUGGCAGGCCAGAAAUCUCUUCACAUGCUGGAUCUAGCGCACAAACUAGGUUGUCAACCCUUGAUAUAAUGCAACGUCCUAUCUUAUUCUGGUUUCAUGUGUGGGGUGAUUAUAGUUGCUUCUCUAAAAAUGAGGAGUCUUUGCCUGGUAGGACAAGAAAAGUUAUAUUCUCCAAUUUGUCUACAGCUCAAGUAGAAGAGCACAGACAGGGGGAACUCUAAAGGGAGCUGCAGUCAGUCUCCCUCCCUUACCGUUUGACCAGACAAAGCCUCCUGCCCUUUGCUUGCUUUAAAAAGCAGCUUCUGAAACGUAAAAGCAUUUAAUGUGUCAAACUGGAAGGAAGCUUAUACCAAUUUUAAUGCAAGUUGGUGCCUUUUCUGCAGUUGGUUAGGUAUCUUAGCACUAACUGUAUGUAUGGUUAGCUCCCUCAAGGUAAGGUUGUUUUUUUUUUUGUUUUUUUCAUCUUUCCCGCCCCCUUGAAAUUUUGUAGUUUUGCUGGUACCUGGAUUUGAAUAACUUAAUGGUUUUGCUUGUUAAUUUUGUGUGAAUGAGAAUCAGAAUCUUGUGCAAGUUGUUACAGGCUCAGGUUGAAUGGCUAAGGGCUCAAAUAAUUUUGCUUUUGUUGUUAGAAUAUAAUGUCUUAAUUAAAUAUAAAUCUCAGUGAAAAAAAUUGUUCUUUAGGCUGCAAAUCACUGGAUUUUAAAGGGAAUACUAUCCUUUUGUGAUAAGCAGACUUGUUAUGCACCUCAAACUUUAAGAGCAAUUAUGUAUUGGACUGUUACAGGUGUAUCUGCCUGGUAUUUGUUUACUUUCUAAAGCGCAAGUAAAUGUAGUAACAAUCUGCUCUUCAGCAGUUGAGAUAUGGACCAAUUAACAGAACGAUGAUUUAUUAAGGGAGGCAAAUUAAACUUUCCACAUGGCCUUUGCACAACCAUCCUCACUAAUUUGCCUCUGAAAUUAGGCAAAUCUGGGAUUUUUGCACAUGAACACUGGCUUGCUUUUUGAAGUUGGGCAAACUGAAUAAAAUGGUUAAUGACAGAUGAUGUACGCAUGUGGUUGCAAAACUUGUUUUUUUAAUAUUGAUUGUAUGUUUACCAGUGUGGGUGGAGGGUACAAAAAAACAUGCUGGAAACUUUGUACCCUGCAAUGCCCGUUGUAGCAAAUACUCAUUUUUCUAUUGUACUAUGGCAAAGAGUGAUUGAAGGAAGUGGUGCACUGUGUUCUCUAGUCAUGCAUGUAUUUGUCUAAAGUAGUAUGGAAAGCCCCAGUGAGAGAGAAGAAAAGAUUUUACUCAUUUUGACGCAUGAGUGUUUUAUAUAAAAAGUCUCCCUCAAAAGUAAAGUGUAUGCAUAAAUGUCAAAUAUGAAAACCAAUUUUUUAAAACUUCCUAACCUUCCAGUUUUGUUUUAAAAACAACUAAAACCAGAAAAGUAACUAGGAUUCCCAACUGUAACUGUUAUAAAAUGUAUAUGUUAAGUCCAUACAAUUUGUAUUGAUUCUUUAAAUAUUAAAAUUGUCAAUUGGGGAGAAGGUAAACUUUUUUUUUUCUUGAAGUGAGAAUUUUUGUCUCCUUACCUAGAAAUGAAUUGCUCGAAGUGUUGUAAUCCAUAGAGCUUUCUGAGGAAGAAGCCUGAAGUAGUAGUUUCUAGAAUUCAUUCGCAGGUUAAUAGCCUCCUGCUCUGAGUUGUUCCAGAAUAUAAAGUAGAAACUUUAAUUACAAAAUGAAUUAAAAGAAAAGAUAUUAAUAAAUGACCAUAUACUUGAUUCUAGAAUGUCAAAAUGAUUUUACACUGAAGCAAUUUUUCAGUCCAAAUCAGGAUUAAAUCACACUUUCAUGUCGUGGUUAGGACAUCAAAAUAUUGCUGUCAAAUUUUAAUGUAAUGGCAUUAAAUACUUGCUGUCCAGCUAUUGCCUAUUCGUGCACAAGAAACUUCCUCCAAAUUUGAGAUAUGAAAUAGAAGUUUUACUUCUAUAACUGUGCAUAGUCUGACUAGUUUUUGGAAUCUCUGUGGAUUUUGCUUAUUCUUGCUCUACACUUCCCCCCUGUUCCCUGCCCUCCUCCUCCCCCCCCCCCAGUAAUCUCUGUCAAAAAGCCCUCCAAAUAUUAAGCUCUCUGAUUCCACCCCCCCCCAAAAAAAACCAACCUGUUUAUUUAGUAAAACAUUAACAUUUGGUUUCAUUUAUUAAAAAAUAACCCUCUUAUUUAUGCUAAAAGUAUCUGUUUUGGAGUAGGAUGCUGAGUCAAGGAGGUUACCUCUGCCGCAUAGUCUGUGAUGGAGAUUUAAAUAUCUCAGUUGAACAAAUUUAUAGUAGAAACUAUAUGAAUUACAAUGUGCGUUAAACUUCUUAAAAGUGUCUCAAACUUUAUUUUUGAUGCCUUAAGUUACUUUAUUUGUAAUUUUUGUAGCUACUACUUGUGAGCAAAAACUUUAAGAUUAAACCAAACUUCAAAUGGCAUGAACUAGUGUGAGUUCAGUCAAUUAAACUACUGAGCAAAUUAAUAAAUGUGACCAUUCAUUGUUAUUUCUAUCAAAGUAAAAUUCAAAUACUCUGAAUUCUGUUUGUAGGAAACUUAGCUUAUUUGAUUAUUUUUUUUUAACUUGCCUUGUAACUUAAAUGUUUUUGGUAGUUCUAAAUAUGUUGUAAGAAAGUGUACAGAAUCCGUGGAAAAUGUGAAUAAAUGUAUGGGAGAUACAAAA
Molecule: messenger RNA, 6422 nt
Organism: Alligator mississippiensis (American alligator)
Lineage: Eukaryota; Metazoa; Chordata; Crocodylia; Alligatoridae
Gene: NUP50
Product: nucleoporin 50
Exons: 8
Coding region: 167-1597 (476 amino acids)
Biological process (GO): protein import into nucleus
Cellular component (GO): nuclear pore
Source: RefSeq, a predicted model, not a curated record